Penicillium arizonense is the source of this 375-nucleotide messenger RNA. RefSeq lists its product as uncharacterized. The coding region runs from base 1 to 375 and encodes 124 amino acids. The record is from RefSeq and is a predicted model, not a curated record. Gene Ontology annotation, biological process: nucleocytoplasmic transport. NCBI's taxonomy places the organism in Eukaryota, Fungi, Ascomycota, Eurotiomycetes, Eurotiales, Aspergillaceae. The transcript has 6 exons. Gene Ontology annotation, cellular component: nuclear pore central transport channel.
AUGCCCGGACCCGACCAAUCAGGCCCAAUCGCCCAGGAAUUCCUGAAGUUCUACUAUGAGAGCUUGGAGGGAGAUCGCCAAAACCUCGCUCCUCUCUACCGUCCUGAAUCCAAGCUCACCUAUGAAGGCGAAACCCUUGAGGGCGAGGAGCUCCUCAAGAAGAUUGCCGGCAUGCCCCAGGUAAAGCGCGAGCUUGUCAGCGUGAUGUCCCAGUCUUAUGAGAAUGAGACUGCCAUCAUGAUCAUGAUGCAUGGUCACCUCCUCGCCGACGACACCCAUCGGAUGAACUUCAUCCAUGUCUUCAACCUGCGUCGCGAUGCCGGCGGAAACUACUUUGUGAACAACGAGAUGUUCCAGCUGGUCUACAACGCCUAA